CUAAGGGUCGUGCAUGAACAGCCUAAUGUAUCACGAAGGUGUUCCAAAAGGCCUUUGUCUAAGCGAUUCGGCUUAAACAGGGAAGGUCGGCAUCUAGUGCUGAAUGAUGAAUGCUGUGGCUAAUCAUUUUGCGGAAUUAUCUACCGCUACAUGCUAAUUUUUGAGAACCAAACCGAUAAGAUGAAUGAAUGAAUCCCGAAGAUGAAUAGAAAGAAUGGAAUAUAAAACUUCAAACAGUAAAUACUUAAAAUGUUUCACAGAAAACGGGAAUAUUUUGCUCAUAUAAAGUAGGCAGUGUACAUUGGAAAUGUUCAGCUUUAUUACCUCCAAACAAAUUGACGCGCUACAAGGUCGUGCUGCUACUGAGUCGUAAAGGAAUAAGAAAUACUGAAUUGUUCAGCGGGAUAUGGAGAGUAAAAUCGAUGUUCCUGGUACCCCAUCUGGAAAUGCUGUACCACACCUGCCAAAAACAGUGUCAUAUAUAUGUGGAGAAUGCCGGGCUGAAAAUGAAAUCCGACCCAGGGAACUCGUUCGUUGCCUCGAAUGUGGACACAGAGUUCUUUAUAAGAAGCGUUCUAAAAGAAUGAGCGUUUUCGAGGCCCGAUGAUACCUAUUCGCAAUUGUUGAUAAACUUAUGUUCGAUUUUGUAAAUACGCUGUGAAAUAUAGAUACCCUUUCCAAGAAAUGUAUUAUCAAGUUGUACAAUGGUGUAUAUAUAU
Trichobilharzia regenti is the source of this 719-nucleotide messenger RNA. Lineage: Eukaryota; Metazoa; Platyhelminthes; Trematoda; Strigeidida; Schistosomatidae. The record is from the annotation of a GenBank genome assembly.